Molecule: messenger RNA, 2022 nt
Organism: Mollisia scopiformis
Lineage: Eukaryota; Fungi; Ascomycota; Leotiomycetes; Helotiales; Mollisiaceae
Exons: 5
Coding region: 1-2022 (673 amino acids)
Source: RefSeq, a predicted model, not a curated record
AUGCUUCCAGCUACCCCAACUGUCGUUGCUUCAUUGGCCAGAGCAUGUCUAAACUCUGUUCCAUUGAACAAGACCGCUGCGAUUGCUCUGGUCACCGCCAUGGAGCCAUACCUGGAAUGGCAAAGUGAUUCGGCAUAUCUGCGAGAUCCACCAGAGACAUACUUUUACCCACCACACGAUAUCUUUGCCUAUCUUGCAUCUGUGAAAACUAAUCUUGAAAGCGAUAAGUACGCAAACGAAUAUGAAUUCCAAGAAGACCUCUAUCAGGUAUUCGCUCGUGCUCAUGAUGGGCAUUUUGUCUUUUACCCAGAUGCUUUGACAAAAGCAAUCGAAUGGGGCAGGCAGAGAUCUCUCGUUUCUAUCAGCGAGGAUGGAACAUCACUGCCGGUGAUUAAGCUCUACGAGGAUGUUGUCUCAGGCGCCAAUGCAUCUGUGGUCACAGAAAUCAAUGGCGAGGAUGCAGCGACAUAUGUUGCGAACUUCGCGUACACCGCCUCAUUCAAUCAAGAUGCAGAUGCAGCAUAUAACACCAUGUUCUUCGAGAAGGCAUUCGUCGGAGGCGGAACAGGUACAGGAUACUUUAAUGGAGGAGGUCGUGUGAGAUAUAUCUAUCCAGGUGACAAUACGACCUUCACGUUUGCCAACGGCUCAAGUCUUACUUUAGAAAACGUUGGCCACGUGAAAGGCGACUUCUCAGGAGUAACAGAUGGAUCUUCUUUCUACACCAAGUUUUGUAUUCCGGAAAGCAGUGGAGAUGCAGCAGCAGCAAACUCUGAUGAAACCGAUGCCUUUGUCCCAGAUGUCCUCGUCCCUGGAUAUCCAUCUCCUGUGGUCAUCACCAACGACACCAUCGUUUCUGGAUAUUACUUGAACGGAGCGGAUUACGAGGAUGUGGCUGUGCUUAGUCUCUUGGCCUUCGAAUCAGAAUCUCCCCUGGAAUUUCAGCAAGUCACCCAACAGUUCUUCGCCGAUGCUGUGCGGGACGGGAAGACGAAGCUUGUCAUUGAUCUCAGUGCAAAUGGUGGAGGCUACAUCCUACAGGGAUAUGAUGAAUUCAGACAGCUGUUCCCAGACAUUGUUCAAGAUGGCAACUCACGAUGGAGAGAGAAUCCUACGUUUUUGGCUAUUUCAGAGGUCUUCUCCAGCAUUUCUGCCAGCUUCAACCCUCUGACCUCUUCCAAUUUUGUUAUCAACGAGGCUGAGAGUGUUUUCAACUACCGAUACGAUCUCAACAUCUCGAAUGAGCCAUUCCUGACCUUUGAAGACAAGUUCGCACCACAUGUAUACAAAGGUGACAAUUUCACCAAUCUCAUGAGAUGGAACUUAAACGACCCUCUCACCACCAGCAAUGACACAUACGGUCUCGGAACGGACAUUACUGGAUAUCGCAGUAGAACCAACUUCACUCAACCAUUCGAGGCCGACAAUAUCAUCAUGCUUCUCGACGGAUAUUGCGCAUCGACGUGCACUCUAUUUACAGAAUUCAUGCGUACCCAGGCUGGUAUCAAAUCAAUCGCCAUGGGUGGUCGGCCAAUGGAAGGGCCGAUUCAAGGAGUAGGAGGAAUCAAGGGAGCACAGAUUCUGGGAUGGGGUGACAUCUAUUCCGCAGCACAAACAGCACUUCUCAAUGCCACAGCGGAACAGGCAGCCAUUCUUUCUACUCUUUCCCCUCUUCCAGCCAGCCGAGCACUGAGCACUGGUAUAAACGUCAGAGACAACAUCCUUCCGGACCAUGUUGAAGAUGGAUUGCCAGGACAAUUUGUUUUUGAAGAAGCUGAUUGCAGAUUGUACUACACUGAACCGAUGGUCACAGACGUUACGGCCUUGUGGAAGGCAGCUGCGGAUGCCGCUUUCGGUGGCGCCAGCUGCAACUAUGGAAGUCUGGCGAAGAGAGACGAGGUCAAGAGGGACCCCAAGAGUCGAGAUGCGCUCAUCAAGAGAGCCGAACAUCCCAGAAGAGCAAUUAUCACCGAGGAAAACCAGGCGUGGGUGGCGAGACAUGGUCGCAAGGCAAUUCCUUGA